UUGGGACCUGAGAGCUGUGGAUGUCUGGAAGGAGCGGUCCUGGGGGGUUGGGUACCAGGGCUCCCUCCAUUGUCCUGUGUUCCAGAAGAGGGAGAGGGGGCUGUCCUUGAGGGUGAUUGGGAGUCGGCCCUUAGCGGCUAAGACCCGUGAAGUUAUGGGAGGAGUGUGGGGAGCCUCGCGUUGCCGCUGAGAAGCAGGGUGCUGGCUCAUGUUGCUUCUGGGCAGCCCCACCCUUUCCUUACCUUGCCCUGGCCUUUGUCCUCUCCCUUCCCAACCGCACCCCCUGCGGCCGCUUCUCUGGCUAUGUGUCGGGGCUUAGGGCAGCCCUGGGGGGCCAGCCCCAGCUUCCACCACCUCACCUGUCCUGUUCCCUGGCCCCCCAGGGCCCCACAGGGCCACAGCCGGACCUCCGAGGCAGCCCCGGAGCCAGCGGCAGACAUGGGCCAGAGUGAGUCCGAGCUGCCCCAGCCCCCACCGCAGGAUGCCGCCCUGACGGACAUGCUACCCAACAUCAAGCUGCUAGUGGAGGACCCACUGCAGACCAGCCUGGUGAUGGGGAUGAUGAUUGGUGUCGGGGCCGUUGUGCUGCUCAUGGCCACCCUCAUCCUUGUGCUGGUUCGGAGGCUGCGGACAAAGAAGGUCCAGGCCCAGGAGACUCCCAAGUAUCGAUUCCGCAAGAGGGACAAGGUCCUGUUCUAUGGACGCAAGAUCAUGCGCAAGGUUUCCCAGUCGACCUCCUCCCUGGUGGACACCACGAUCUCCACAGCCUCCCGGCCCCGAAUGAAGAAGAAACUCAAGAUGUUGAACAUUGCCAAGAAGAUCCUCCGGAUCCAGAAAGAGACGCCAACCCUGCAGCGAAAAGAGCCUCCCCCCGCGGUGCUGGAGGCCGACCUCACCGAGUUUGACGUGGCCAAUUCACACCUGCCCUCCGAGGUGCUCUACAUGCUCAAGAACGUUCGAGUGCUCGGCCACUUUGAGAAGCCGCUCUUCUUGGAGCUCUGUCGCCACAUGGUGUUCCAGCGGCUGAGCCAGGGCGACUACGUGUUCCGGCCAGGCCAGCCCGACGCCAGCAUCUACGUGGUCCAGGACGGGCAGCUGGAGCUCUGCCUCCCGGGCCCUGAUGGGAAGGAGUGUGUGGUGAAGGAGGUCUUCCCUGGGGACAGUGUCAACAGCCUCCUCAGCAUCCUGGAUGUCAUCACGGGGCACCAGCGUCCGUACAGGACGGUCUCUGCCCGCGCUGCCCGGGACUCCACGGUGUUGCGGCUGCCAGUCGAAGCCUUCUCUGCCGUCUUUGCGAAGUACCCCGAGAGCCUUGUGAGAGUUGUGCAGAUCAUCAUGGUGCGCCUGCAGCGAGUGACAUUCUUGGCCCUUCACAACUACCUGGGCCUGACCAAUGAGCUCUUCAGCCACGAGAUGCAGCCGCUGCGCCUGUUCCCGAGCCCUGGCCUCCCAACCCGAACCAGCCCCGUUAGGGGUCCCAAACGUGUCAUCAAUGCCUCUACUGCUGAAGAAGCACGGGAUCCUCUUGCCCGACCCCUGGACCCUACUGGAGCCCCCCUUCCUGGUCCCCCAGGGGAUCCUGUGAAGCCCCCAACCUCUCUGGAGCCCCCUCCCGCUCCCCUGCUGAGCCGGUGCAUCUCCAUGCCUGUGGACAUCUCUGGGCUGCAGCGGGGGCCGCGCUCCGACUUUGACAUGGCCUAUGAGCGAGGCCGAAUUUCUGUGUCCCUGCAGGAAGAGAGCUCGGGGAGCCCCCUUCCCAGUACGCCCCGGUUGAUGUCUCAGGAGCCUCGGGAACAGCCGGCGGGGGCCUGUGAGUACAGCUUCUGCGAGGAUGAGUCAGCCGGGGGGGACUGCCCCUUCGGGCCCUACCAAGGCCGCCAGACCAGUAGCAUCAUUGAGGCGGCCAAGCGGGAGCUGGUGAAGCUGAUGAAGAUUGAGGACCCCACGCUGCUGAACAGCCGCGUGCUGCUGCACCAUGCAAAGGCGGGCACGGUCAUCGCCCGCCAGGGUGACCAGGAUGCCAGCCUGCACUUUGUGCUCUGGGGCUGUUUGCACGUGUACCAGCGCAUGAUUGACAAGGCGGAGGACGUGUGUCUGUUUGUAGCCCAGCCUGGAGAGCUGGUGGGGCAGCUGGCCGUGCUGACAGGGGAGCCGCUCAUCUUCACCCUGCGGGCGCAGCGGGACUGUACUUUCCUGCGCAUUUCCAAGUCGGGCUUCUAUGAGAUCAUGCGGGAGCAGCCAAGUGUGGUCCUGAGCGCUGCCCACACCGUGGCUGCUCGCAUGUCCCCAUUUGUACGCCAGAUGGACUUUGCAAUUGACUGGACCUCAGUGGAAGCUGGCCGUGCCCUCUACAGACAGGGUGAUCGCUCAGACUGUACCUACAUUGUACUCAAUGGGCGCCUGCGCUCUGUCAUCCAGAGGGGCAGUGGCAAGAAGGAAUUGGUCGGGGAAUAUGGCCGAGGGGAUCUUAUCGGGGUGGUGGAAGCACUGACCCGGCAGCCCCGGGCCACAACAGUUCAUGCAGUGCGGGACACGGAGCUUGCCAAGUUGCCCGAGGGGACUCUGAGCCAUAUUAAGAGGAGGUACCCACAGGUUGUGACCCGGCUGAUCCACCUCCUGAGCCAGAAAAUCCUUGGGAAUCUGCAGCAGCUGCAGGGACCUUUUCCAGGUUCAGGCCUUGGUGUGCCGCCUCCUUCGGAACUUACCAACCCAGCCAGUAACCUCGCGACAGUGGCUGUGCUGCCGGUCUGUGCAGAGGUGCCCAUGGUGGCCUUCACUCUGGAGCUGCAGCAUGCCCUGAGAGCCAUUGGCCCAACUCUGCUCCUCAACAGCGACAUCAUCCGGGCCCGACUUGGGGCUUCAGCCCUGGACAGCAUCCAGGAGUUCCGGUUGUCCGGUUGGCUGGCCCAGCAGGAGGACACGCAUCGCAUCGUGCUCUACCAGACAGAUGGCUCGCUGACCCCCUGGACUGUGCGCUGCCUGCGCCAAGCUGACUGCAUCCUCAUCGUGGGCCUGGGGGACCAGGAGCCCACACUUGGCCAGCUGGAGCAGAGGUUGGAGAGCACGGCUGUGAGGGCCCUGAAGCAGCUGGUCCUGCUGCACCGGGAGGAGGGUCCCGGGCCCACCCGCACAGUGGAGUGGCUCAACAUGCGCAGCUGGUGCUCAGGCCACUUGCACCUGCGCUGCCCACGCCGUCUCUUUUCCCGUCGCAGCCCUGCCAAGCUGCGAGAGCUCUACGAGAAGGUCUUCUCCCGCCGGGCUGACCGCCACAGCGACUUCUCCCGCUUGGCACGGGUGCUGACCGGGAACACCAUUGCCCUCGUCCUGGGAGGGGGCGGGGCCAGGGGCUGCUCCCAUAUCGGGGUGCUGAAAGCUCUGGAGGAGGCUGGUGUGCCUGUGGAUAUGGUGGGCGGCACAUCCAUUGGUUCCUUCAUCGGGGCCCUUUACGCGGAAGAACGCAGUGCAAGUCGUACUAAGCAGCGUGCUCGUGAAUGGGCCAAGAGCAUGACAUCAGUGUUUGAGCCGGUGCUGGACCUCACGUACCCUGUUACCUCCAUGUUCUCAGGCUCUGCUUUCAACCGAAGCAUCCACCGCGUUUUCCAGGACAGGCAGAUUGAGGAUCUGUGGCUGCCCUACUUCAACGUGACCACAGAUAUCACAGCCUCGGCCAUGCGUGUGCACAAGGACGGCAGCGUGUGGCGGUACGUCCGGGCCAGCUCUUCCUACACCCCGUACCUGCCCCCCCUGUGUGACCCCUCGGAUGGGCACCACCUGGUGGAUGGGUGCUAUGUUAACAAUGUCCCAGGGUCUCUGUGGCGGUACGUCCGGGCGAGCAUGACGCUCUCGGGCUACCUGCCCCCACUCUGUGACCCGAAGGACGGCCACCUGCUCAUGGACGGCGGCUACAUCAACAACCUGCCAGCUGAUAUCGCCCGGAACAUGGGGGCUAAGACGGUGAUAGCCAUUGACGUGGGCAGUCAGGAUGAGACUGACCUCAGCAACUAUGGGGACAGUCUGUCGGGCUGGUGGCUGCUCUGGAAACGGCUCAACCCCUGGGCCGAGAAGGUCAAGGUGCCGGACAUGGCCGAGAUCCAGUCCCGCCUGGCCUACGUGUCCUGUGUGCGGCAGCUAGAGAUAGUGAAAUCGAGCUCCUACUGUGAGUAUCUGCGCCCGCCCAUAGACUGCUUCAAAACCAUGGACUUUGGCAAGUUUGACCAGAUCUAUGAUGUGGGUUACCAGCAUGGGAAAGUGGUGUUUGGGGGCUGGAGCCGCGGGGACAUCAUCGAGAAGAUGCUGAGGGACAGGCGUUCGGCUGACCUCAACGAGAGUCGGCGCACCACCGACGUGCUGACCUGCCCCAGCGCUGGCUUUACUGACUUAGCAGAGAUCGUGUCCCGGAUCGAGCCGACCAAAAGCUACGUGUCUGACAGCUACGCCGACGGCGAGGAAUCGGACUGUCUGACAGAGUACGAGGAGGAUGGCGGGCCUGACGGCGCCCGAGAUGAAGGGGGCUCCCCUGGAGGGGGGACUCCCAACAGCACCUUUGAGACUGAUGAAGAGAAGAGUCUACGGCACCGGAGGGGCCGCCCCCAGGACCCCCCUGGCUCUCCCGCGGAGGCCUGAGCCCUCUCUGGGGAGGAUCCCAUCCUCCCAUCUUGGGAGUGACUCCAGGACCAACUGGGCCCCAGCGGAGGGAAGGGUGGGGGUGGCUCCCCAAGCAAUAGCCCUAACCCCCCACUCCUCAGCACUUACACUGGACCUGGCACUGGACUGAGCUGCCCUGGGGCGGGGCGGGGGGGCCUGCACUGAAUUGAUCCCUGUCCUCCCCCUCCCCCCAAAUAAAUGCUCACAGCUUC
Antechinus flavipes (yellow-footed antechinus) is the source of this 4856-nucleotide messenger RNA. RefSeq names its product patatin like phospholipase domain containing 6 (gene PNPLA6). Gene Ontology annotation, cellular component: endoplasmic reticulum. Gene Ontology annotation, biological process: phosphatidylcholine metabolic process. The transcript is spliced from 36 exons. The record is from RefSeq and is a predicted model, not a curated record. Gene Ontology annotation, molecular function: phosphatidylcholine lysophospholipase A1 activity. NCBI's taxonomy places the organism in Eukaryota, Metazoa, Chordata, Mammalia, Dasyuromorphia, Dasyuridae. Bases 304 to 4623 code for a protein of 1439 amino acids.